This is a messenger RNA of Carcharodon carcharias (great white shark), 1753 nucleotides long. It is a transcript of the gene cerkl, whose product is annotated as ceramide kinase-like. The transcript has 13 exons. Bases 86 to 1753 code for a protein of 555 amino acids. The record is from RefSeq and is a predicted model, not a curated record. NCBI's taxonomy places the organism in Eukaryota, Metazoa, Chordata, Chondrichthyes, Lamniformes, Lamnidae. Gene Ontology annotation, molecular function: kinase activity.
AACGUUGCUGUGACGGUAACCGCGUAAACAGGACGGGGCUGAGUAAGUCUGAAGAAACAUGUUGUAAACAGGUGUGUGGUUCGGAAUGACUGCAGUUGGGCGGCGAGCAGUCACCCCCCUCACUGCCUGGUCUGAGGCAGUGGACGGCGGCGGGGGGCUAGUGUCGGAUCCCCCCGCAGCGUCCCUGGAGGGGGCCAGAGAAGUGGGCGGGCCGGAGGAUCAGAUCUGCAGAGGCAUAUUCCAGAUAGAAAAAAGAAGCUGCGACGUCGUAUUGACACCGAGCAGAUUGAAGUGGACGCCGAUUGAGCCGGAGAGCCUGGCAGAUGACGAUAAAUUGAUUUCUCAACAUAAGAUGGAAUUUGUGGAGCUGAAAGAAGUGUUUGCUGUAAAGAUGAAACUUCGACGAUCUGCAGGACAACAAAAAGGAGGAACUCUGUUAGGAAUUACCAUCUUUGUGUGUAUUAAAAAGGGACAAAAUAAGCUCAAAGACCGUGCUGUUCAUCUAAGCAAUUUAAGUGAAGACUACUGUCACAUCUGGUUUAAACAUUUGAAAGAUAUUCUGAGAUAUUUUCCAAAGAGGCCAAAGUCCCUGAAAGUUAUUAUUAACCCAUAUAGUCACAAAAAGGAAGCUAAACAAGUCUACUAUGAACAAGUUGCACCUCUUUUCAAGUUGGCUGACAUCAAGACUGACAUCACCAUUACAGAGCAUGAAGGACAUGCUUUAUCAGUUCUCAAGGAAUGUGAUAUUCAAGAAUUUGAUGGAGUAGUAUGUGUGGGUGGUGAUGGGACUGCAAGUGAAGUGGCCCAUGGUUUACUCCUCCGAGCCCAGAUUGAUGCUGGGAGGGACAUCGAUUCCAACUUCACGCCUGUCAGAGCACCACUUCCUCUUGGCAUAAUACCAGCAGGUUCCACUAAUGUCUUAGCAUUUUCUGUGCAUGGAAUUAAACAUCCAGGUACUGCGGCAAUGCAUAUCAUCAUGGGUAACCUCCAAGAAGUGGAUGUUUGCAGUUUUAGUAGUCAUCACAGGUUGCUUCAAUUUGGUUUCUCAGCCAUGUUUGGCUUUGGUGGGAGAACCCUGGCCUUAGCAGAAAGGCAUCGUUGGAUGCCUUCCAACCAGCGGAAAGAGUUUGCUAUGAUCAAAACACUGACGAAUCUCAAGCCAGAAGACUGUGAAUUAUCAUUUCUACCAACGGAAAACGCACACAUGGCAGAUCAGGAAGGCCAAAGAAAUGAAGAUGAAAUAAAUGCGAUUGAACAAUGUACUGAUGAAGAUAAAUGGCAAACCAUGCAGGGACGUUUCCUCAAUAUUAGCAUUAUGGCCAUUCCAUGUCUUUGUUCAAUGGCACCAAGAGGCCUUGCACCUAAUACCAGGUUGGAUAAUGGAAGCAUGUCGCUUAUUGUUGUCCAAAACAGUUCACGAGCAGAUUUUAUAAAGCACCUAAAACGAUAUGGUAACCUAAAGAAUCAGUUUGAUUUUCCCUUUGUGGAGACAUAUACAGUCCAGGAAGUUAAAAUCCGCUCAAGGAUCGAUUACAAUUGGACUGAUGCAACAUCAGAGGAGAAUGCUGAUUUUCAUUCAUGUCGCCCUUCUGUGAUUUCUCUGAAAGGAAGCUGUCUGUGGAAUGUUGAUGGUGACUUAAUGGAGGGAACUUCAGAAGUUCAUAUAAAGAUCCACUCACAGCUAAUUACUCUGUAUGGAAGGAGCAUUGAAGAAUGUGAUGAUCAUACAAUAAAGUGCAGCUGCCUAGGUUGA